AUGUACGAAGGGAUUGACAACUUGAAAUCCCUUUACGACCGUGCCGGGAAGACUUUCUCCGGCGGUCCUUCUGCGGCACAGGAUGUGCCGCGUCGUACUGCUCAACCAGACCCAGUACGUCGACCAUCAGUUGGGAGCGGGGCUCCCAAGAAUCCCAGGACGGGGGAUAACCGCGCCACCGGACGAGAUAACUCGUCCGACGUCCGUUCACGUCGCGGUGGCUCAACAGCUGCUCAACUAGAUAGCGCUGGCCACCGCGAGAGUCCUCUAAUGGAGGUGGAGGAGGAGGAAAGACGCUCUCCACACGAUCAUGUGGAUCGGUGUGUUCCCGAGAGCUUCUUUGUUCGCGUAACGCAAGGGUUACGCGACGAUCUCGAACAUGAGCGGGACAGGCGUCUCCAAAUGGCGGACACUGUCUCGAAGCAUCGAGCUGAGUUUGACUUUGCUCAGCUUGAGAACGAGAGAUCUCUGACAUCUCUUCGUGACGAGCUAAGGGUAUCUCGUGGGAUUGUUGAUCGGUCUCGGGAUGAGAUAGCUGCUCUUCAGACCCUUGUUGAUGCCCACCAUCGGGAGCACAAGGCUCUCUGCGAGAUGCUUGAGCGCAAGGGCGUUCUUCAUCGGAAGAAACAGCGUACUGAUGGUACGGCUUAA
Messenger RNA from Peronospora matthiolae, 651 nucleotides. NCBI's taxonomy places the organism in Eukaryota, Oomycota, Peronosporomycetes, Peronosporales, Peronosporaceae. The record is from the annotation of a GenBank genome assembly.